CUCUCAUUUCAUAACCAGCACAAAGAUGUCCAGACCUGUCGGAGGUUACGGUGACAUCACAAAUCUACAUCCAGAGAUACACAGCAUCUGUGAGAAGGUUAGACCAGAUGUGGAGAAGAAAGCUGAUCAGAAAUUUCAUACCUUCAUUCCCAUAAGUUUUAUCAAACAAAUCGUUUCUGGAACAAACUACAUAGUCAAGGUAUAUGUUGGAUAUGCAGGAGCUGAUGAGUGCAUACAUGUGAAGGUGUCUCACGCUCUGCCGUGUGAUGGAGGGAAACUGGAGUUCCUCGGAGACCAGUACCCCAAAACUAAAGCAGACAUUAUAACACCAUUUUAA
Molecule: messenger RNA, 337 nt
Organism: Triplophysa dalaica
Lineage: Eukaryota; Metazoa; Chordata; Actinopteri; Cypriniformes; Nemacheilidae
Product: cystatin-B-like
Exons: 3
Coding region: 26-337 (103 amino acids)
Cellular component (GO): cytosol
Molecular function (GO): cysteine-type endopeptidase inhibitor activity
Source: RefSeq, a predicted model, not a curated record